AGUCUCCUCCUAGCCAAGGACGCUGACCAGCAUUUGUGAAAAUCUUUUAUACUCCAUGUCACUGAUGAAAAUGGCUUGGUCCCUAGACUUCCUUCCAUUUCACCUCCUUAUCUGCCUCAUCUCUGACCAACUGCUCACUCCUUGCUCAGCUCAGUUUGCUGUGAUUGGACCCCCUGGCCACAUCCUUGUUAUGGUGGGUGAAGACGCUGAGCUGCCCUGUCACCUGUCCCCAAAGAUGAGCGUGGAGACCAUGGAACUGAAGUGGGUGCGAUCCAGCCUCAGGCAGGUUGUUUUCAUGUAUGCACAUGGUGAGAAUGGAAGACAGACGGCAGAGUACCAAGGGAGAACUGAGAUUUUAAAAGAAGGCAUCACUGCAGGGAAAGCUGGUCUCCGAAUACACAACGUUAGAGCCUCUGACAGUGGAAACUACUUGUGCUAUUUUCUAGAUGGCAACUUCUGUGAGAAAGCCUUAUUGGAGCUGAAGCUUGCAGCACUGGGCUCUGACCUUCACAUUCAAGUGAUGGGCCAUGAGAAUGGAGAGAUCCACCAGGGGUGCGAGUCCACCAGCUGGUAUCCCCAGCCCCAGAUUCAGCGGAGAGAUGCCGAGGGCCGGAACGUGCCAGCUGUGACAGCACCUCCGGCUGCAGAUGGAGCGGGCCUGUACGCAGUCACAUCAUCUCUAAUCGUGAAAGGCGGCUCUGGGGAAGGGGUGUCCUGUAUCACCAGAAAUCCCCUCCUCAACCAGGAAAAGACAGCCCGCAUUUCCAUUGCAAACCCCUUCUUCAGCAGGGCCCAGCGCUGGAUCGCUGCCUUUGCAGGGACCCUGAGGGUCUGUCUGCUGCUUCUCGCUGGAGCUGGAUACUUCCUGUGGCUACAGAGGAAGGAAAAAGAGACUCUAUUCAUGGAGAAAGAAAGAGCGAAAAAGGAAAAAGAAACAGCUUGGGCAGAAAAGGAGCAAGAAAAAAGAAUAAAAGAGAUGCUCCAGUAUGAGCUCGAGUGGAGAAAGGUCCAGUACAUAACUUGUGGGGAGAAGUCUCAAACCUAUCCAGAGCGGAAGAAGGCCCUCUUCCAAGCUGAGGAUGUGAUUUUGGAUCUCAACACAGUUAACCCCAUCCUGCUCGUGUCUGAUGACCAGAGGAGCCUGCAAUGGGCAGAGGAACGCUGAAAUCUGCCAGACAACCCCGAGUGAUUUGAUUGGUACUACUGUGUGCUUGGCUGCAAGAGCUUCACGUCAGGGAGACAUUACUGGGAGGUGGAGGUGGACAGGAAAGAGUGGCAUGUGGGAGUGUACAGGUAGGACGUGAAGAGAAAAUGCUGGAUUAAAAUGAGCCGGGAGAAUGACUUCUGGACUAUAGGGCUGUCUGAUGAGAAUGACUACCAGACUCUCACUGAGCCCCGGACCAAACUGACUGUUGCCAGCCCUCCUGAAAAAGUGGGGGUUUUCCUGGACUAUGAGACUGGUGAAGUCUCCUUCUACAACACUGUGGAUGCAUCUCAUAUCUACACCUUCCCGCACACCUCCCACUCCAGGCCUCUGUGGCCUGUUUUCAGGAUUUUGACCUUGGAACCCACUGCCUUGACCAUUUGCCCAGUGUCAACAAGAGCAGGGAGUCCUGGUGUUCCUGGCCUAGUACCUGACCUUUCCCUGGAAAUCCCAGUGGUCCUAGGCUCAGCUGAAGAGAAUGGAGAGCCUCAGGCUGAAGUCACGUCCUUGCUUCUCCCUGCCCAGCCUGCAGCUGAGGGUCUCUUCCCUAACAGCAGCAACAAAUCACAACCAUAAAAUGUUAAAGGCACACACAGUGUGAAGCACUCUACUAAUAUUAAUACAGUUAUUUAUUCCAUAUGGACAGUUGAGUUUGAUACUGCUUUAUUGUCUCACUUCCUAGAAGUCACUCAGCUAGUAAAUGAUGGCUGGGCAUUGAAUAAUAAAACAGUUACAGAUGAUUUACAAUGUACUGGGUGUUGUGCUAAAAGCUUUAAAUGUUUCACUCCUCAUAGCAACCCUAUGUCACAGCCUCAUUUCAAGAGUGUGGAAACUGAGGCAGGGCCAAGUUAAGCAAGUUAUAUAAUUCAUCAAAGAGUCAGUGCUGUUGGGGCUCCUGUCCCCCACCCACCCACCCUCUACCCCUAGCUUUUUUCCCAGCCCCAUUGCCUCUGAGAGGGAGGGACCAUGUGCAGCCCUGAGCAUUUCUUCCCAGGGCACCCCAGGUUAAGGAUCACUGCAGGUGCCUAUGGAAGCCACACCCAACUUGGUUCCUUCAGGGUUGAUUGUCACAGCUAUAGGUCCAGCACUUCAUUGGGUUGGCUCAGCAGGGUGACUUGGUCCAGAGAAUGAAUACACAGAAGUGCAAAAGGACUAAAGGCCAAAGUCUUAACUACUAAAGAGCAUGUGUGCCCUGCUUCUCUCCUCCCCCUGUCAAUGUGAUGUGCAAUCCUGGAGCCAGAACCAAUCCUCCUAUGUUCAAGAUGUCUAGAAACCCUAACUUAAUACCUAAAGAUUGUCUGUAGAACAAGAAUUUGGGAGGAAUGAAACCAGAUGAACUGUUCAGUUCAGUUCAGUUCAGUCGCUCAGUCGUGUCCGACUCUUUGUGACCCCAUGAAUCGCAGCACGCCAG
Bubalus bubalis (water buffalo) is the source of this 2615-nucleotide messenger RNA. It is a transcript of the gene BTN3A3, whose product is annotated as butyrophilin subfamily 3 member A3. Gene Ontology annotation, cellular component: external side of plasma membrane. The record is from RefSeq and is a predicted model, not a curated record. Gene Ontology annotation, molecular function: signaling receptor binding. Gene Ontology annotation, biological process: T cell receptor signaling pathway; regulation of cytokine production. Lineage: Eukaryota; Metazoa; Chordata; Mammalia; Artiodactyla; Bovidae.